AUGGGUUCAAUAAACACAAUUUUUCACCGGAUACACCGAUUUGUCAACGGCGCCACUGGAAACAAUGUGCGUUUCGUACCAAACACCCCCACCACCAACACAGAGACCCUAACACUCAAUCCGAGAGCUGUUCCGACCAUCGUUUCUCUAUUCGAAGUUCCAUCUGUUUCGGAGAUGCCUGGUUUCUGCAGCGAAGAGGAUCGUCGGUUUUUGCUCAAAGCAUGCAAAUUUAUGGAUCAAGUAGUGAAAAGUUGUCACAGCCCAAGGCUGAAUUUGAAGAAUUCCCCGCCGUUUAUUCUAGAUAUAUUACCGGAUACUUACACUCAUUUAAUGCUGAUAUUCACCCAAAACAAUGACAUUCUUCAAGACAACGAGUACCUGAAGAUUUUCUUAGAAAGUUUGAUCAACAAGUGCAAAGAGAUCAUAAAACUCUUCAAGACCUCCUCGAUCUACAAUGACCAGUCAGAAGAGCGAAGGAAGUUAACGAUGAUGUCGCUGACUUUCUCACACAUGCUGUUUGAGAUCAAAGCUAUGUUCCCUGAAGGUCUUUACAUUGAAGAUAGGUUUCGGAUGACUAAAAAAGAAGCAGACAGCUUUUGGACUCAUCAUUUCCUGAAGAAAAAUAUGGUACCUUGGCCAACGUUCUUGUCUGCGUUAGAGAAGUAUCAUGGUGCUCCGAUAGGAAAAAUGGAAUCAGCGGCGUUGAAAGCUACGAUUGAUUUGAGCGGAGAUGAUUACAUUUCGAACUUUGAGUUUGAUGUUUUCACCAGGUUAUUCUACCCUUUCAAAACGUUGAUCAAGAAUUGGCAAACACUGACAACUGCUCAUCCAGGAUACUGCGCAUUUUUGACUUACGACGAAGUCAAAAAACGACUAGAAAAGCUCACAAAGAAACCGGGAAGCUACAUCUUCCGGUUAUCAUGUACUCGGCCUGGUCAAUGGGCAAUCGGCUACGUGGCACCUGAUGGGAAGAUAUAUCAAACAAUUCCGCAGAACAAAAGCUUGAUUCAAGCACUUCACGAAGGUCAUAAAGAAGGAUUCUAUAUUUAUCCGAAUGGUCGUGAUCAAGACAUCAAUCUAUCGAAAUUAAUGGAUGUACCACAAGCGGAUCGAGUGCAAGUCACCAGUGAGCAGUACGAACUCUAUUGUGAAAUGGGAACCACAUUUGAGCUGUGUAAAAUCUGUGAUGACAAUGAGAAAAAUAUCAAAAUCGAGCCGUGCGGACAUUUGUUAUGUGCCAAGUGUUUGGCCAACUGGCAGGAUUCCGAUGGUGGUGGAAACACGUGUCCAUUCUGCCGAUACGAAAUCAAAGGAACAAAUCGUGUAAUUAUCGACCGGUUUAAACCAGCUCCAGGUGAAAUAGAGAAAGCUUCCGAGAAAAAGCUGAUAACCAUAGCUCCUGAUAUCCCUCCGAGGACGUAUGUGUCUCAAAAUCAAUUACUGCUGCAUGAGUCGCACUCCAUCCCAUCAGUCGAUGAAUUGCCAUUGAUACCACCACCAUUGCCUCCGAAGACAUUGAUCCCAACGGAUACCUUAAAUUCGUCUCAAACAUCUACUUCAUACGUGAACGUCAACGAUUUGGAGAACAUGCCGACAAAUGCGGAAUCAUCGAAUCUCAACCGGCAUCGUGCUCCAUCCGUACAGGCACCACCACUCCCACCACGUCUCUCGGUCACUGAACAUCCCACUCAUCCACAUGAAUAUACAAAUACAAGCAAUCUCAUCGAUCAUUGA
Messenger RNA from Caenorhabditis remanei, 1734 nucleotides. RefSeq lists its product as uncharacterized. Gene Ontology annotation, molecular function: receptor tyrosine kinase binding; calcium ion binding; SH3 domain binding. NCBI's taxonomy places the organism in Eukaryota, Metazoa, Nematoda, Chromadorea, Rhabditida, Rhabditidae. Gene Ontology annotation, biological process: negative regulation of epidermal growth factor-activated receptor activity; cell surface receptor signaling pathway. Bases 1 to 1734 code for a protein of 577 amino acids. Gene Ontology annotation, cellular component: plasma membrane; membrane raft. The record is from RefSeq and is a predicted model, not a curated record. The transcript has 11 exons.